Aedes albopictus (Asian tiger mosquito) is the source of this 913-nucleotide messenger RNA. RefSeq names its product dynein light chain Tctex-type protein 2B. The transcript is spliced from 3 exons. Gene Ontology annotation, cellular component: cytoplasmic dynein complex; cytoplasm. NCBI's taxonomy places the organism in Eukaryota, Metazoa, Arthropoda, Insecta, Diptera, Culicidae. The coding region runs from base 219 to 836 and encodes 205 amino acids. The record is from RefSeq and is a predicted model, not a curated record. Gene Ontology annotation, biological process: microtubule-based movement. Gene Ontology annotation, molecular function: dynein intermediate chain binding.
GAGCUGUUCUGUCAAGAAAUAUCGGCGGUUGCAAAUGACCUAAUGCAAGGUCUAACACUUCUAGAUCUGGGAUCUCAAAUCUUAAGAAUCUAAAAAACCAAGUAGCCAUGGAUAAACAGUUUGGACUAACCUCAGGACUAACCUAGUGACUUACAACUCCCAUUCCUGGUCGAAUUUGAGCCUUCCUUAUCCGUCGACUACCAUUUUGAGUGAACAAAAUGGCUUCAUAUCUUGCAUCAGGGACUCCGGUCGAAAAACGAAUCAAGAAGAAACGAAUAGCCAUUUUAGAACCUCACGAAGAACUCGCUAUGGACAAAACUAGGGAAAAAUCUAUCCGUGAAAGCGUGAUCUACGCUUCAAAUUCCGGUCCGCGUCGGCAUUCCACGCGAAGCGACAACGUCUUCGGCAGUCUACUGGGUUCCGGCUUCCCGUCCCGGCAUUGGACCACCCAGCAGCGACGUACCACGAUGUAUAUGUCGCCACGGUUCCAGAACACCUACCGGCUGGAGUCGUGCUACCCUUUCGAUCGGGAUCGGGUCCAGCUGAUGGUCGAUCGCUAUCUGGGCGGCUUUCUGCAGGAACACCGCUACAAUCCACGGCGUGCCAAGCGGCUGGCGGAGAACCUAAGCGUAGAGCUACGUAAUAUGGUUCAACGGUGCGGAUACGAGCGGUACCGGGUGGUGGCGCUGGUAACGGUUGGUGACCGACAAAGUCAGGACUUCCGGUCGGUGUUACGUUUUGUGUGGGAUGCCGAAAAGGACGGUUAUGUAAAUUUUGUCUACGAGGCGCCAACGUACUUCCUGACGGCCACCGUUUUUGCGGUGUACUACGAGUAAAACGAUUGGAUGGGCUUGUUGUAAACAUUUCGGUAAUAAAACAACUUCUUCAUAUUCGGCUUAUUCACGAUAAUUUA